ACCAGAGUUCAGAAGACUCAUUUCAUCUGAAGGAGAAGAAACGAGUCUCUUGUCGUCCCUUUACCGUGGGGUCCCAGCUUGGGCCAUGCCUCUGUUCCUGCAUCCCCUGAAGCUGACCCCUGAUGAUAGGGUGGGUGCCCCAGAAUGGCGACAGCAAACUCGAAAUUUAGUGAAUGCUGCCCAGCAGCUGACAGACCGAUGCAACGAAGCCGCGGUGGCUGUGUGGAAACCCCCGGACAAUGCCUCAGACGCCAACCUUACCCCGAGCCAGCGCCGACAAAAGUACACGGCCCCCUGGCGUUUCCGUGUAGAGAUGCUAAAGGGUGGUGGGACUGUGGAGCAGCCUCCCCCCGAGGAAGGGGUCACCCUCUGGAAGGCGAAGAUUAAGCCCCCUGCGUGGAAGGCAAACAUACCCCUGCCACUGCAUAGGGAAGCCCGGACUAUGAGGACUAAUGAGUAUAUCCAGAACUACGUGCGAGGUGCCAGGCUCUUGGCCGCUCGCCUGCGCCAGGCGGCUCAUGAGAUCAACGUGAAGAUCCAGGCCCUCAUUCGACAGAGAGAAGUCAUGGACCACAGGCUCAGUGAGAUACGAAAGGGUCUGCUCAUCAAUGAGCAGAGCAGAAAACUUCGGCUCUCCCGGCCUGUCUCAGAGCAGGUCCCAGACAAAACUGACACUCAGCUCCUGUGGGAGAAAGAAGAGCUUCGGGGCCUGAAAAGGAGAGUGGAAAAAGACAUGGAGACCUCAGAGACCUUGCUAAAGGCCUUAUCUAAAUGUCGUGAGGAUCUGACAGUUUGCUGUGAAGAGCGGCUUCUGGUGGUGGAUUUGAUGAACCACUGCUUGGAUACAGCACUGGUGGAGGCUGGGCGUCAGUCCUGGAUCAAUAUCAGCCGAGCCCAUACGCCCAAGGUGCAGGGUGCUGUCAGUCCACCAAUAAACCCUGUGGGGGUCAACCCCCCAGACUGUGACUUGGCUCUGAAUGAUGCCAAACGACUCCUGGUGGAGGGAAAAUCAGCACUGGAGAACAUGAGAAAGAGUGAGCAUCAUGCCCAAAACUGGCAACUGCACCUCAACAAAACAGUGGCAAAUUCUCUGUCCCGAAAGAUGCAAGAAAGUAUGCAGCUUAAGGAAAGGCUGAACAUGAUGACUGGACUCAUGAGAGGAACCAUUCUUCGAUGCAAAAAGUUCAAGGAAGAGAUGCUUCUCACACAGGGACUCAGCAGGGGUCCUGUGUGUGACACUUACCUGUCAACCAAAGAGAAGCUGGAUAGGCCCAUGGUCCGUGUGUUCCAGAGGCAUGUUGGCACCCAGCUUCCAGAAGCCAGUUACCUUACUUUGGGCACUGACACGCUGAAGCAAAACAUCAUCAAGACGGAAAAGGACUUGGAGAAGCUGGAUGCCACCAAGAAGCACCUGAACAACAGCUUGCUCGGCAAGCAGCUCGGUUACGAAGUGGAUUACGAUGUGGCACGCCUGCGCGUUCGCCACGGAGACCCGCGCGUAACUUACGAACAAGCCCAGCGUUUAUGUCACGACUGACCGCUACCUACCUCACUCCCACCUCCGCCCUGGCCCCGGCCCCGAUCCUGGCCCCGAUCCCAGCCCCGAUCCCGCUACCAAUAAAAGUCAAGUUGA
Messenger RNA from Sarcophilus harrisii (Tasmanian devil), 1633 nucleotides. It is a transcript of the gene TEKTL1, whose product is annotated as coiled-coil domain containing 105. The record is from RefSeq and is a predicted model, not a curated record. Lineage: Eukaryota; Metazoa; Chordata; Mammalia; Dasyuromorphia; Dasyuridae. The transcript is spliced from 7 exons. The coding region runs from base 86 to 1537 and encodes 483 amino acids.